Molecule: messenger RNA, 519 nt
Organism: Penicillium macrosclerotiorum
Lineage: Eukaryota; Fungi; Ascomycota; Eurotiomycetes; Eurotiales; Aspergillaceae
Exons: 2
Coding region: 1-519 (172 amino acids)
Source: RefSeq, a predicted model, not a curated record
AUGAAUGAUCUCGAGGAGGAAUGGGGCACCGGGAGGCAGGGGCUGACGCACACCGAGACAUGCAUAUCGCGUCGAGGCGAUUUCACGUCCUGGCAGCCAUCCAAGCCGGAACUUUCCUUGCAUGUUGAAACGUGCAUGGCGGGUGGUGGAACGUUUGAUGUUAGCGACCCUGCCCGAUCUGCUCAGACUACGGGCAUCAAACAGCGCUUGAUGGUGUCCGCGCCAUUGCUGGGUUACUUCAACCACCUAUCCCUUGGCAAAUUUAGCCAGUUCCUUCCUCAAGGCUACUUCUGCUCCAAUAUAUUAACUCACCACAGAGCCAUACUCUCAAGCGACAAGAUGACUGAUAGCGGCAGCUUUAUCAAAGUUCCCAAUGACGAAGAAGAGGCACGCAUGCGAAAGGCAGCAGAGGAAUCCCAGCAAAGGCGCGAGGCAGCAAAGAAGAAGCGAGAAAUGGAAGAGGCGAUGAAGAAGGCAGCCGAGAGCUCACAGCAGCGAAGGAAAGGCGGAGGUUCCUAG